This is a messenger RNA of Papilio machaon (common yellow swallowtail), 481 nucleotides long. RefSeq lists its product as uncharacterized. NCBI's taxonomy places the organism in Eukaryota, Metazoa, Arthropoda, Insecta, Lepidoptera, Papilionidae. The record is from RefSeq and is a predicted model, not a curated record. The transcript is spliced from 3 exons. Bases 44 to 424 code for a protein of 126 amino acids.
GCGCCAAUCGCUCAAAUGAUUCAUUUAUUCCAUUAUUAUAAAGAUGUACAAUAUGAUUGGUUGCAGUAAAAUGUCGAGCACUUGGUUGUUGUGUGCGAGCGUGGUGCUGUUGGCGGGCGCGGCGAGUGGCAUCAAAUGCUGGCAGUGCGGCCAGUACAGCGACGGCGUCGGCUCUAUCACGCCCUGCAACAACCGCAGCGCCACGCGCCUCGCUGAUUGUCCGCCAGCCGCAAAGUAUUGCAUUAAAUACGUGAGUGAGUUGACGGUUGUCCGCGACUGCGUACCGACAUGCACAGAGAAAGAAUGGUGGGGCGCGAGAACCUUCUGCUGCGAGUCGGACGAGUGCAAUACAGCCUACAUACAUACGUCUGCAACCGGCUUUGUCUUCGCCGCACUUGUCUUGGUGGCGGUUGUUGCGCGCUGACGGACUCUAUAAAAUAUUACUUUGAGUUACUUGAACUUAUCCUGGGUUUUUACAAAA